Molecule: messenger RNA, 1006 nt
Organism: Juglans regia (Persian walnut)
Lineage: Eukaryota; Viridiplantae; Streptophyta; Magnoliopsida; Fagales; Juglandaceae
Product: HMG-Y-related protein B-like
Exons: 2
Coding region: 145-711 (188 amino acids)
Biological process (GO): regulation of DNA-templated transcription; nucleosome assembly; chromosome condensation
Cellular component (GO): nucleosome; nucleus; nucleolus
Molecular function (GO): double-stranded DNA binding; nucleosomal DNA binding
Source: RefSeq, a predicted model, not a curated record
AACCUCAAGAAACACCCUUUUAAAAUCCCAACCCCUUUAACGUCCACUCCACUUGCGUCUUUUCUUUUCACACCAAACCUACAGUCCCAUCUUCUCUACUCGCGCGCUCUCUCUCUCUCUCUCUCUUCCUCUAGGAAAGCUCCCAUGGCUACAGAAGAAACCCAUAACCCUCCACUAACUCAACCUCCUCCCCUAGCUCCUUCUCUCCCUCAGUACCCCGAGAUGAUUAUGGCUGCCAUCGAGGCUUUGAACGACAAGAAUGGCUCGGACAAGUCGGCUAUAUCCAGUUAUAUUGAGUCGACUUACACGGAUCUACCGGAGGCUCACUCGACCCUGCUCUCGCACCACCUCGACCAGCUGAAACAGAGCGGGCAGCUCGUCCUGGUCCAAAACAACUAUAUGAAGCCCGACCCUAACGCGCUUCCGAGGCGUGGGCGCGGACGCCCACCGAAGCCCAAGGUGACGGUCCCGUCCGGAACCGUGGUCGGAGUCGGGCCGCCCAGACCUCGUGGUCGUCCACCCAAACCAAGAGAUCCUUUCGCACCACCGCCGCCGCCCAAAGCGAAGAAUGCAUCCACAGGAAGUGGCAGGCCUCGUGGCCGUCCUCCCAAGAAGGCCAAAACGGCUCCGGCUCCGGCUACUGGUGGGGCGCCUAGAGGGAGAGGAAGGCCGCCGAAGGUGAAGCCGGCUGUGGCUCCAGUUGGGUGUUGAGAUAGAUGAGAGACAUGAGAGAGAAAGAGUCUUUUUUAUUAGGUGUAUUAGUUCUCUGCUAAUUGAUGUUUUUUAAUUUUUAGCUUUAUCUUUAUGUUUCUCCACUUUUGUUUUUCUUUAUUUAAUCUCUCUCUCUCUGCGACUUUUGUCGGUUCUUCUUUUUUAUAUUUUUGUGUUUAUUUAAGUGGUUGGGGUUGUAACGUCAUAAUUUGGACUGUAAUUGCAUGUAAAUUGUGCAGCGGCUGUUUAGGCUUUGUUUAGAAUCAUCAUUCGACCAAUUCUGAUUACUUUUUCA